AUGGCAAGCCCUGGUAGAACACAGAAGAGAAAGUUAAGUACUGAUCGCCCAAUAUCACCUCCACCACUGCGUCGCAAAGUACAGUCUACAGCCACGCAAACUGCUGUUGCAUCGUUCUUCACACCCACAUCACAAAAGCCACCCGAAAAGAUUUCCUGGCAAGAACGCGCACCAAAUGAUGAUACACCAAGCACGCUUUUAGUUGGCAAAUUUGAACCAUCAGACAGCCCAACUACGGAUGUAUUAUUCCAAAAUACAAAAAGAAACAAAGUUGCUGCUUUUGAUUUCGACUCAACUCUCAUACAAACAUCAUCUGGCAAGAAGCAUUCUAGUAAUGGCCAAGAUUGGAAGUGGUGGCACGCAUCGGUUCCUGGUACUCUCAAGAAACUGUACUUGGAGGAUGGUUUUCGUGUCGUUGUGAUCAGUAACCAGGCUGGUAUUUCACUCAAAAUGGACCCCAAACCCCCCAAAGCUCGACUGGCGGAGUUCAAGACCAAAGUUUCUGCGGUUUUCAACCAUCUCGAUAUUCCAGUGAGCAUCUAUGCAGCAACGGAGAAGGAUGUCUACCGAAAGCCACGAACGGGCAUGUGGAAGGAAUUACUUGAGGACUACGAUAUUCACCUCCCAGGUGACCUCAAUCUCGAAGAAUCUAUCUUUGUUGGAGAUGCUGCCGGGCGCCACGCAAGUACUGGACAAUCAAAGGACUUCUCUUGCUCAGAUCGAAAUUUCGCUGAAAACGUCGGAAUCAAAUUCUUUACCCCUGAAGAGUACUUCCUCAAAGAAACACCAAGACCAUUCACUCGCACAUUUGAGCCAGGAGAUUACAGCUCUGGAAACACUACAGUGUCUCCAAAGUACGAAAAAGAAAACCCGACAGACGUAGUCAUUCUCUGUGGUAGUCCUGGUGCUGGAAAAUCUACAUAUUAUUGGAAGGAAUUGGAAUCUCUUGGUUAUGCUAGGGUAAACCAAGACAAUCUCAAAACGCGAGAUAAAUGUUUCAAGGUUGCUGGACAAUACUUAGAUGAGGGGAAGUCUGUGGUUGUGGACAAUACCAACGCAGAUCGAGAUGUCCGAAGUAAAUGGAUAGCAUUGGCUGCCAAGCAUUCCGUGCCGAUCCGUUGUGUUCAUUUCUUAGCAGGUGCACAAGUAUGCGAACACAACGAUGCCGUGCGAGGCUUGAAUGAAAUUAUGAACCCGGAGAAGAGAAAGAUACUCCCUAAAUUGGCUUUCACAAGCUUUACUUCGAGGUAUCAACGACCAGAGUUGGCCGAAGGGUUCCAGGAUAUUACGGAGGUACCAUUCAAGGUAUGUCCCACUGCAGCACACCAUUUCUUCCCCUGUAUGUUUAAUGCUGAGGUUAUAAGUUCGAGGGAAGCGAAGCCCAACGAGAAAUUUGGACUCAACACUGGACUUAAGAGAUCACUCAACAAUCUUGAUACAGACUGGAGUGCACGAACGUGGCAUAUUUCACAUGGCAGUCGAUAUGAUCCGAAGAAUGUAUACAUUUAUCCUAAUAUUGACCCUCGUGAACUUGACGGGCUGCAGCAACGUUACAAAAGUAUGCCGGUAUUUGUCUUUUGCCUCGACCAUCAAAAUUCAAUUUACGAUGUUGAUCGAACAUUGAAAAUUGAACAUUGCUCAUUGAUGUGA
Molecule: messenger RNA, 1650 nt
Organism: Sclerotinia borealis F-4128
Lineage: Eukaryota; Fungi; Ascomycota; Leotiomycetes; Helotiales; Sclerotiniaceae
Source: the annotation of a GenBank genome assembly